This is a messenger RNA of Enhydra lutris kenyoni (northern sea otter), 2194 nucleotides long. RefSeq names its product solute carrier family 6 member 14. The transcript has 14 exons. Gene Ontology annotation, cellular component: membrane. Gene Ontology annotation, biological process: sodium ion transmembrane transport. The coding region runs from base 1 to 1920 and encodes 639 amino acids. The record is from RefSeq and is a predicted model, not a curated record. Lineage: Eukaryota; Metazoa; Chordata; Mammalia; Carnivora; Mustelidae. Gene Ontology annotation, molecular function: L-proline transmembrane transporter activity.
AUGGACAAGUUGAAGUGCCCGAGCUUCUUCAAGUGCAGAGGGAAGGAGAAAGUGACGGCUUCAUCUGAGAAUUUCCAUGUUGGUGAAAAUGAUGAGAAUCAGGACCGUGGUAACUGGUCCAAAAAAUCGGAUUAUCUUCUAUCUAUGGUUGGAUAUGCAGUGGGAUUGGGGAAUGUGUGGAGAUUCCCCUAUUUGACCUACAACAAUGGCGGAGGUGCCUUCUUGAUACCUUAUUCAAUCAUGCUGGCCCUCGCUGGUUUACCUCUGUUCUUCCUGGAGUGUUCAUUGGGACAAUUUGCUAGCUUAGGUCCAGUUUCGGUUUGGAGGAUUCUCCCAUUAUUUCAAGGUGUGGGAAUUACGAUGGUCCUGAUAUCCAUUUUUGUGACAAUCUAUUACAAUGUCAUAAUUGCCUAUAGUCUUUACUACAUGUUUGCUUCUUUCCAAAGUGAACUACCAUGGAAAAAUUGCUCAGAUUGGGCAGAUGAGAACUGUAGCAGGUCGCCUAUAGUUACUCAUUGUAAUGUCAGUACAAUUCCGGGGGAUAUUAUCCAAGUGAAUAAAAGCUGGGCAGACAUCCACAAUUUAAACUGCAUCAAUGGAAGUGAAAUUUAUCAGCCAGGACAGCUUCCCAGUGAACAAUAUUGGAAUAAGGUGGCGCUCCGGCGGUCAAGUGGAAUGGAUGAGACUGGAGAAAUUGUGUGGUAUUUAGCACUUUGUCUUCUUCUGGCUUGGCUCAUAGUUGGAGCAGCGCUAUUUAAAGGGAUCAAGUCUUCUGGCAAGGUGGUAUAUUUCACAGCCAUUUUCCCCUAUGUUGUCCUGCUCAUCCUUCUAAUCCGGGGCGCGACUCUGGAGGGUGCAUCGAAAGGCAUUUCUUACUAUAUUGGAGCACAGUCAAAUUUUACAAAACUUAGGGAAGCCGAGGUUUGGAAGGAUGCUGCCACUCAAAUAUUUUACUCCCUUUCAGUGGCUUGGGGUGGCUUAGUUGCUCUAUCAUCUUAUAAUAAGUUCAAUAACAACUGCUUCUCAGAUGCUAUUGUAGUUUGUUUGACAAACUGCCUCACUAGUGUGUUCGCUGGAUUUGCUAUUUUUUCUAUAUUGGGACACAUGGCUCAUAUAUCUGGAAAGGAAGUCUCUCAAGUCGUAAAAUCAGGUUUUGAUUUGGCAUUCAUUGCUUAUCCAGAAGCUCUAGCCCAACUCCCAUGGGGGCCAUUUUGGUCCAUAUUAUUUUUCUUCAUGCUUUUGACUUUGGGUCUCGACUCUCAGUUUGCAUCCAUUGAAACAAUUACAACAACAAUUCAAGAUUUAUUUCCCAAAGUGAUGAAGAAAAUGAGAGUUCCUAUAACUUUGGGUUGCUGCUUGGUUUUGUUUCUCCUUGGUCUCGUCUGUGUAACUCAGGCUGGAAUUUACUGGGUGCAUCUGAUUGACCACUUCUGUGCUGGAUGGGGCAUUUUGAUUGCGGCUAUACUGGAAAUAAUGGGGAUCAUCUGGAUUUAUGGCGGGAACAGAUUUAUUGAAGAUAUAGAAAUGAUGAUUGGUGCAAAAAGAUGGAUAUUCUGGCUAUGGUGGAGAGCCUGCUGGUUCGUCAUUACACCUCUUCUUCUGAUUGCAAUUUUGAUCUGGUCACUGGUGAAAUUUCAUAGGCCUGAGUAUGCCAAAAUUCCAUACCCUGACUGGGGAGUUGCUCUAGGCUGGUGUAUGAUUAUUUUCUGCAUUAUUUGGAUUCCAAUUAUGGCUGUCAUAAAAAUAAUUCAAGCUGAAGGAAAUAUCUUUCAACGCAUUGUAAACUGCUGCAGACCAGCUUCUAACUGGGGUCCAUACCUGGAACGACAUCGUGGGGAGAGAUAUAAAGAUAUGGUAGAUCCUAAAAAAGAGACUGACUAUGAAAUACCUACAGUUAGUGGCAACAGAAAACCAGAAUGAAAUCCAAUUUUUAAAAAUAUGUGGUCAUACAAUGUGAUUAUUUUAGAACAGAGGAAAAUUUUAUUUAUUUUUAUGUUAACUUAGUAGAAAAAUGUAUAUACCAUGCUCAUGAUAGUGUAAGCUUUCCCCCCCAAUUUAAGUAAGAAUGUAAUAUAAUGGGAAUCUACUAAUAUUUAACAAUGUGAUUAUUAUAUUUUUUAGAUUAUCUAUCUGUAUAACACACAUAUAGCUGUCUCUGUGUCACAGUAACACUUUUGUAAAUAUUACGUUAUUU